Messenger RNA from Caenorhabditis sp. 36 PRJEB53466, 1582 nucleotides. NCBI's taxonomy places the organism in Eukaryota, Metazoa, Nematoda, Chromadorea, Rhabditida, Rhabditidae. The record is from the annotation of a GenBank genome assembly.
AUGGCAACAGUAAUUCAGAAAGGAAUACGAAGCUUCUCGACCGGCAGCUCGCUGUUUUCCAGGUGCAUUUCUCUCUCAGGGCUGGGCAAAUUUCGGCCCGGGCCUUUUGAGGACUGGACUUUUGAUCUACUUGCAAUGAUCCGAUUGGGCUCAAACUCAACAGGCUUCUUGGACAUGGAUUGAAGUAUAUUGGGCCCGAGUUUUAGACCGAUCGGACCACCUGGUCCCGAGAUAUACUGGUUUUUGGCCGAAAAGACCAGAUUUUUGCGAAAAUUGCGGCCUUUUCGGCCUCCGAUCUACAUAUCUCUGGACCAGAUGUUCCGAUCGGUCUGAAACUCGGACCCAAUAUACUUCAAUCCAUGUCCAAGAAGCCUGUUGAGUUUGGGCUCAAUCGAAUCAUUGCAAGAGGGUCAAAAGUCCUGGCCUCAAAAGCCUUGAAAAAGCCCGGGCCGAAAUUUGCCCAGCCCUGCUCACUUCUCACUUUAAACGGAUAGCAGCAGUUCAGAUUUCGAAGUGCGACGGCGCCAACUUUGAAGGAGAUCGGGCUUCUGCUCCCUCCUUCAACUAAUGGCCCCAUCUUCGAAGCCGGACAGGUGUUCAUCCACCGGACGUUCGCAUACAAAGGACUCGUCGUCUGCUCGUUCCCCUGUAGGCUUUACGAGAAAAGAAGCCAGCAGAAGUGAGUUGCAAUCACCUGAAAAUACUAUAAAAACACAAUUUUUCAGUGAAAAGCAUUUGACAACUCGUGAUUUCUAUCAAGUUCUGAUUCACCGUCAAGACUGGAGUCACAUGGGAUUCCCUGUUGAUAUCACGUCCUAUUUGGUGGAUGCGCCAAUGGAAACCAAGAGACACGGGCAGAAGAUGCUCACUCUCAUCAAGUGAGCCCAUUCUCUCUUUAUAUACCAAUGAUAAAACAUAUUCAGUGGAAUGGACUGCGUUUCUCACGAUGAUAUCAUCCCAUUCACUCCGACGGGCGGCGUAAACUUUGAUCACGACCUCUUCGACCACAUUUUCAAUGCCUCUCACGAUGGCAACGGAGCAUAUAACAUUGUUAUGAAGCCGGAGCUCGUGGAAAGAUACAGCAAUUCGAACCGUUCUUGGCUCGGACCCCGCGAUGUGUACAGGGAAAGAACGGAGAACAUCGAAGUGACCGUGAUGACGUUCUAUUUGGGUUCGAAUUCAGUGGGGGGACAGCCACAGCACAUGUGGAGAUACGUGAUCAGAAUCGAGAAUAAGAAGCCAGAGCAGGCAGUGAUUCUGCGAGAACGGACACUGAAAGUGUAUUCGCUGAACAACAUGAAUCAGAUGCACGGACACGGAGUCGUCGGAAAACAGCCUGAACUGAAUGCGGUUACACCGGCUUUCCAGUUCAGCAGCACGCUCGAACUCAAACAUACAAAGGGAGGACACAUGUGGUUUGUAUUAUAUGUCUGUUCCAUUACUCGUAAGUUAUCUUUGCAGGGGCCGAUUCAAGAUGGAAAGAGAGAACGGUGUGCUUUUCGACGUGCACAUCCCGACGAUUGUCUUCGAAUCGACGGACGAAGUGAGCGAAACUCCAGUCGCCACUCCCGAAGCAGCCUAA